Messenger RNA from Anopheles marshallii, 1425 nucleotides. RefSeq names its product protein sister of odd and bowel (gene sob). Gene Ontology annotation, biological process: embryonic hindgut morphogenesis; embryo development; embryonic pattern specification. The transcript has 2 exons. Gene Ontology annotation, molecular function: RNA polymerase II transcription regulatory region sequence-specific DNA binding; DNA-binding transcription factor activity, RNA polymerase II-specific. Gene Ontology annotation, cellular component: nucleus. Bases 1 to 1425 code for a protein of 474 amino acids. Lineage: Eukaryota; Metazoa; Arthropoda; Insecta; Diptera; Culicidae. The record is from RefSeq and is a predicted model, not a curated record.
AUGUUAGUGGAAGGUAUUGGUGCCACCGUCCGGAACGUAUCGCCCGCCCCAGAACACAUUCCCGUGCCGCCCGUGUGCGCCGUAGGGAUGGACCAGCAAUCGAACGAAUCGGCAGCGGUGGCCGUGGCGGCUGCCGCAGCUGCUGCAGCCGCCGCCGCAACGGGCCGGCCCGGCGGUACCUCCAGCGCGCAGGCGGGUGACUUUGCGGCAGCGGCCGCCGUAGUGCUGUCGCUGCAGAACACGAUGGUCACCAGCCUGCAGCAGGCCGCGCUCAUGCCCGCCAACUCGGCCGCCGCAGCCGCCCUGAACCUGCAGGCACUCGAGUCGUACCUGACGCUGCAGCGGAUUACCAGCAAAUCGGAGGUGUUGCGCCUGACCGGUGCGGCCGGUGGUCACGCCUCGGUGCACCAGCGUAACCAGCCCCUGCCCUCGAUGCCCAUCACCGGACCGGGCGCGCAAACUUCCAGCGAUUCCAGCACUGCCGGCGGUGAUACGAUCGGUGAUGAUAUGUUCAUGGACACAUCCGGACCGUCGAUGCUGUUACACGGGAACGAGCUAGCGGAUGAACUGCCGGUGCUGGACCAGGAUGAAGAUCUCAACUUUGACGAUGGGGCCGACGAUACUUCCGACGGCAACUCGCUCGACAAUGGCUAUCCCAGCUUACUGCUCAACGCCGCCUUCCAUCAUCAGAUGACGGCGGAUAAAAUGAAGACGCUCGCCGCUGGCGGUGUUGGGUCGGUGACUCCACCGGUGGCGGUGAGUGCCGCUCCGUCCGGUGGCAGUUCGAAGGAUUCGCCCGGUGGGGCCGCGACCGCGCCGGCGAUUGUGGCGGCCGGUGGUAGUGGCCAACGGCCCAAGAAGCAGUUCAUCUGCAAGUUCUGCAAUCGUCAGUUCACCAAGUCCUACAACCUGCUCAUCCACGAGCGCACCCACACCGACGAGCGGCCGUACUCGUGUGACAUUUGUGGAAAGGCGUUCCGUCGCCAGGAUCACCUGCGCGACCACCGCUACAUCCACUCGAAGGAGAAACCGUUCAAAUGUUUGGAAUGCGGAAAAGGAUUCUGCCAGUCGCGUACGCUGGCGGUACACAAAAUACUGCACAUGGAGGAAUCGCCCCACAAGUGUCCGGUGUGCAGCCGCAGCUUCAACCAGCGCUCGAAUCUCAAAACACACCUGCUCACGCACACGGAUAUCAAACCGUACCACUGCAUCGCCUGCGGCAAGGUAUUCCGACGGAAUUGUGACCUCCGGCGGCACAGUCUCACGCACAAUCUCGGUUCCACGGCGACCGGUGCGGGCGGUGCGUUCGAUUUGGCGAGCCCGAGCGCCACCGCAGCCGUCGGUCCGGACGGCCCGUCCGAGGGUGAACCGGACGGGUGUGAGCUAAAAACCGUCGAUCUGAUGGCACUGGCCGAUGUGGACUGA